GUCUGGCUCACUAUCGCAUUCACCAAUUUCACUCUGAUCUAAAUCUAUCCUUACCAUUAAGUCAACAAUGGAGCAGUCGAUUGUGAUGAAAGUCCAUUGCUACCUUGUAAUAUGUGCUUCAUUGCUAGGUUACAUAUGCUCCAUGCCUGUUUUUCCACAUCAGCAAGGACAGUACCUCCGCGUUAUUCGCUCAACAGCCUCGGGACGAAUGCUGGCUUUUUCGACGGCAAGAAAUGGUUCCUUUCAGGCGUCCGGUGUGCGCUGUAGCAAGCGAGUCAUGUUCCAAUUUCAACGUCACAUGCACGGUGAUAAGGAGCUCUACACUAUUCAACAUCGCCGGAGCGGAGAGUAUCUGCUUGCGGCAGACAACAACACGAUACUUUCGACACAGGUUAUAUCCAGCAAUACGUAUCGGAAUACAUCUGUUCUGUUCAAUAUCAUUCGCCACCAGUCGGGUGAUGUCACUAUUGGAAGCGCUCAGUUUCCAGGACGCGUUCUCACCAUUCUCCAGCAGCGUGGAGUCAACACUCUAGAUCUAGUGGCACUAGACAGCAGAGAUUCCUAUGACCCUCGGGCCGGGCCGGGCCGGGCAAGGUCACUAUUUGCCAUUCUCAGCAAGCGAGAAUGCAAGAGGCUGUGUCACGCAAAUACAUGUACAUCAGAUUCCGUAGAUGCAUCACAACCAGCCACAUCUCCAUCCACUGCAUCCAUCAAAGGAGAUAGGGUCGCCGUCACUCAGCAAUUAAUACCGGAGUCCCCGGCUGCAAAUCCAACGCCUUAUGACUGGGAGCAGCACUUCCUGCAACAAGCACUGGCCCAAGCUGCGCCCAAGCCAAAGAGUAGAAAGGAAAAUGUCAGACGUAUGCCUAUGGUGCCCUGGCACGGCUCUUUGCAACUCAACCAUUCCACGGGUGAAUUCUUUAUCAAGGAACUAGCAGGCGAUAAGGCAGUGUCUGAAGAUCACGCCACUGGCAUCUCCUUGCUGCAUCAAGUACUGGCGCAUUUUCCGGAUCGGGUGCGCAACCUUGUACGAAGUGCCAAGGAAAGCCUUAUCCUCUUGGUUUUCAGUACACAUCACUAAACGUAUCUACGCCUGCCAUUGGCAAGAACUAGACGACUAGCUGGUCCCCGAUUGACAAAAGCUAGCAGAGACUGGAACCAUCGACAUGUAUUAUUACUGCCCAGUUGUACUUGCAGUAACAAUAAUUUUUAAUUCCCGUAGCUAUGCAAAAGACGUUCCAAUAAGGGGAAGGGAUGCGCCACGCCUUCCCCUCGUUGAAACUUUCCGCAACGUCAACGAAUACCUCCGCCGACAGGAUUGGCGAUGGUCCAGGGACAUUAUGCCUGUCGACCCACCUACAUCCUAGUGCCCCGUCAACGACUCCCUUUGCUACGAAUGCGCUGCACACUAGCUGAUGUUAGCCCUUGCUUUCUUUUUAUUUUGCUGACCCUUACAGCUCUAUCUUUUGUUUUCGGUGCGUGUUUCUGGCCGUGAUGCCGAGACCUCAGGUCGGCAGAGCCAUCAAUGCCCCACCAUCACUGCUGUGUCUCGGUGCAGCCCCUACUCAGUAGUUGUCACGUUUGUCCUUGC
Sycon ciliatum is the source of this 1591-nucleotide messenger RNA. RefSeq lists its product as uncharacterized. Lineage: Eukaryota; Metazoa; Porifera; Calcarea; Leucosolenida; Sycettidae. The transcript has 3 exons. Bases 68 to 1081 code for a protein of 337 amino acids. The record is from RefSeq and is a predicted model, not a curated record.